Molecule: messenger RNA, 2248 nt
Organism: Ciona intestinalis (vase tunicate)
Lineage: Eukaryota; Metazoa; Chordata; Ascidiacea; Phlebobranchia; Cionidae
Source: RefSeq, a predicted model, not a curated record
AAAAAAUUAGUACGUGCUGAGUAAAAUCAAACAUUUGUAUAAAAAUCACUACAUAGUAUUACUUUGUUUUAAAAUCUAAAACACAAAAAGAGCGUUUCAAGACACUAAAAACAAAACCGAUUCUAUCACGUAAAUGGCGCUUUCGCUACAUGACGUCACGAAUAUUCAAGAUACACUAUAAACAAUAGUAGCUUAUGACGUCACACCUGGCAGAACAUAACUUGCGUACCGCUCGUUACGUAAUUAAUGAUUAUGACAUCAUUGAUUUAACGAAUCCGUAUUAAAGUAUACUUGUAUGCGUUAACAUUGCGCAGUGGGCAUUGUUGCGUGACAAACUAUUCUAUGAUGUUUCUGCCAAGUUUUAGCAUGCAUCAGUAGAGUGCAUGGUGUCAAGUUAUUGUCAGGAAAUGCUAUAACACCAUACAACCCAACACCUCAAGGAAAAACAACGAAAGCCUAUUUUCACACGGGUUCACGAAAAGUAGAACUGAUAUUAAAAUGCUAUUAAAUUCCGGGCGGGGAUUCGAAUCCAAGAACCUUGGUUCUUAAACCCUGGCCUGGAUUCAAACCCAGGAUCCCUGGUUCUAUCAUUUAUAUUACCUUUCGUUUAGGUGUACAGCAAUUGGUUUAGGAAUGAAAAUGUCGGUCCGCUGUAUUGACUGCGGGUUCAGUGUUAUUCUGGUAUUGACUGCGUUGGCAGUAACAAACGCACAACCCGUCAGACCACAACGUCCAUGCUUUGACUCUCGACCGAAAGGAAUUAAUUCAAUCCAAAUAACAAACCUUCGGUAUUUCAUGAACACAACAAUCAAACCGCGAGGUGGCGCUACAACCAUCGACCUUUCGGUGACCUUUACUUGGGAUGUUCCGAACCCAGAAGGGAUUUCUUUCGAUGGCUUUCUCGUCCAAGGGUACCAAGAUUAUGACGUCAUAUUGCAUCCCAUCGAUCAAUGCAGUUCAAAUGACUCAGUGUGGUUAAACAUAACCCAUUGUCCGAAUCGCGGAUCUUCAUUGUGUCCAAACGGAGUGUCUAUGACGUCACAGAGCUGUCCUUGUCCUGUCUUGAAUUGCUCCGCACUGACACCUACCGGAUGCAGGGGGAUCAGUAGUUGGAUCGUUGGUCCGACGAGACGAUACGUAACAAUACCUGCGAGCUCAAGAAAAAUGGAAUUCAUUAUUGAUUUUAUCACUCCUUUCGACCUCACGAUUUUACCCUAUUACAGUAACGUCGCGAGCUUCAACAUAGAGUACAUGUUUGCGAAGAACACUGACUGUAUGACGUCAAUAAUGAAGGAUAAUGACGUCACAGGGGCAGAGGCUAUAGCGCUUUGUUGUGCGAAAAAUAUCAAGCAACGCAAAGCUGUAGCGCUCCAAGUGGUCAAGAUAGUUCCAGAUUUAGAACUCGGAAGAGCGGAAGUGGAAGUCACGUGGUUGCCCCCUGUGACGCAAGAAGGGUUUGUAGCGUGGGAAAUCGUCACACUUACUGUUACAAACGUUACACACGAAGCACUCAAUGAGUCCAUCACCUCAACACCCCUCAACCAUUCUACCCCUUACGAUACCGAGUGCUACAACAGCAGUGUCACAUAUCGUAUAGUGUACAACAACAUGCGAAUGGGUGUUUUGUACAAAUUACACCUUACACCAGUGUACAGUGGAGAGAACGGAGCUUUUUGUUCAGUACACGGCAAUUGUUUGUCGGCUAUAUACAUAGAUCUUGUAGAAGCACCAGCGGGGUGUUCUUCAGUUUGGCAGACGUGUUUCCCCAACUCUACUUGCCAAAGUGUCUUUCCAGGCGCCUACGAGUGUGUAUGCACAGAUGGAUACAGUGAUGUUAGUGUGAUUGAUCUGAACGCUGAAAGCUCCAUAGAAAACGUUGAUUUUAAUGCCUCGUAUUAUGGUGCUGAUAGUAGUUACAGUGAUGGAGAAUCCGCCAUGGGCACCAAACCCACCUUCAACCCGAUAUGUACGGACACAAACUACUGCGCACCCAAACUCACACAGUGUACUGCUGAUGCUGUAUGUACGGACCUGGUUGCACCGUUGGUUGGGGCGGAGUGUAAGUGCCCGCUCGGACAAAUCGGGGACGGGCUUAAAGAUGGAAGUGGCUGUAGCGGUUGUUCUACCUAUAAACUUUCAAUGAUCUUUUUUAUUUUAAAUCUCAUUCUCGUAGUUUUAUAAUACGAAUGUGGUAGUACUGAAGACUCUGUGACAUACAUUUUAUCAAUAAACAAUUCAACUACUGGUA